CGCAGAGCUGGGAAAAGAGAGGCAGCGGGUACGGUGGUGGUGGCGGCAGAGCCAGAGCCGGAGCCGGAGCCGGGCGCCGAGACCGACCGACCAGCCGGCGGGUCUGGGCCACGUAGAACCGACACAGCGAGUCCUCCCACGACCCGAGCCAGGUCUCCGAGAGCCGUGCUCCGCAUUGGCCUGGGAGUCAGGGGCGCGAGAGCCGAUCCCAAGUCAGGAUUUCCUCAGCCUCCGACGGGGCCUGGCCUUUUGAAGGCGCUUCUUCAACAGCAGAACGAGGCAGGCCACCAUGACCGAGAACUCCACGUCCGCCCCUGCGGCCAAGCCCAAGCGGGCCAAGGCCUCCAAGAAGUCCACAGACCACCCCAAGUACUCAGACAUGAUCGUGGCUGCCAUCCAGGCGGAGAAGAACCGCGCCGGUUCCUCGCGCCAGUCCAUCCAGAAGUACAUCAAGAGCCACUACAAGGUGGGUGAGAAUGCCGACUCCCAGAUCAAGUUGUCCAUCAAGCGUCUGGUUACCACCGGGGUCCUCAAGCAGACCAAAGGAGUGGGUGCCUCGGGGUCCUUCCGGCUGGCCAAGGGCGACGAACCCAAGAGGUCAGUGGCCUUCAAGAAGACGAAGAAGGAAGUCAAGAAGGUGGCCACGCCAAAGAAGGCAGCCAAGCCCAAGAAGGCUGCCUCCAAAGCUCCUAGCAAAAAGCCCAAAGCCACCCCAGUCAAGAAGGCCAAGAAGAAGCCAGCUGCCACGCCCAAGAAAACCAAAAAACCCAAGACUGUCAAGGCCAAGCCAGUCAAGGCAUCCAAGCCUAAGAAGGCCAAACCAGUGAAGCCCAAAGCCAAGUCCAGUGCCAAGAGAGCCAGCAAGAAGAAGUGACCGUGAAGCCUUUCUUGUGGACACUCCUGUCUGUCUCCUAUUUUCUGUAAAUACUUUUUCCUUCUCUUACUCACCUGCAGCCCCAUGCCCCUUUCUAUUCUGACUUUGUAAGAGACAGAGUUUGGAUUCCUCAGAAAUUAGGGAAUAGUUCAUUUUUCCUUAACCAGUUGUGCAAGGACAGCAACAACAGUCUCAUCUCUGUAAUGAUGAGAAUGUACUUAUAUUUUGUUUCGUUAAUUUGUUAUUAAUCUACUUAAAGGUUUGGGGUGGGUUUGUGUUUUGUUGGGAGGUUUGUUCGCUAUGAAGAUAAAAGUGGAAAUCGGGAAGGCAGCCGCUUUUUCUGGCUAGAUGAGAGCGAGCCCAGGAAUUACAUGGUUUGUAGGAGUAUAUUUAAGACAAGCUGGUUUUAAGUUGAGCAGCCCUUGUGAGUUUCGGAGCCUUGGCCGGGAGAAGGGGUGGCAGCAGCUGGAUGCAAAGGAGUGAGGUGGAAACCCGUCCUGGCCUGACUUCCAUCUCCCACGUGAACAUUGGGGGUGGGGUGGGGAGGGGGUCCAAAUCCAGUUUGCUUCUCACUUCUGUUAGUCUGCCCUGUGGCCUCCCUAUUGUCCUAGGGAAGGGGUUGGGGUGGGGGGAUGUCGAAGUGACAGCUGGUCUGAGAAGCUGUGGCUUCUCUCAGCUGGAAACGAGCCAUGGGGGGUGGGGUGGGGUGUCUUUGUGGCUUCUGAAAGUCGGUUAAAUAGGAGUGGAAACUUUGGAGGAAGGGUGGGGAGUCAGUCAGCCAAGUGCCUCAGUGUGCCCUGUUGAAAUUUGGGUUUUUCCACACAAUUGGAUUGUAUUCUAGGAAGACUUUUUCUUUUCCCCCUGGUUUUUGGUUCCUCGUGUACAAGAGGUGGCUUUGCUUGGUGGUCUGGUGGGGCUCCAGCCCUGCCACCGCCACUUAAAAACCUCCCGACCUCUUUACUUCUGAGUCUUUUCUAAGUAGUGGUAGAUGGGGGAGGGGGAGUGGGCGGGGAGUGGACAGUAAGACAUACUGCAGUCGAUUUUGAAUUGCUAAGUAGUUUUACAGAGCUAGGUCUGUGUGCGUGUAAAUGUGUAUAUACCUAUCUAGAGCUAGCACUUCGUUUCACACCCGGGAGCUGGGAGAAAAAAAUCUGUACAGUCGUCUUUCUCAUAAAAUAGAAAAACGCGCGAUUGCGUGUUGUUUCCCUACCCCCCCCUUUUUUUUUAAACAAGUGUUAUUUGUGCCGGGAAGAAUUUGCUGUCUUUGUAAUUUCAAAACUUUAAAAUAAAAAUUGAAAAAGGACAAAA
This is a messenger RNA of Hipposideros armiger (great roundleaf bat), 2182 nucleotides long. RefSeq names its product H1.0 linker histone (gene H1-0). Bases 290 to 874 code for a protein of 194 amino acids. Lineage: Eukaryota; Metazoa; Chordata; Mammalia; Chiroptera; Hipposideridae. The record is from RefSeq and is a predicted model, not a curated record. Gene Ontology annotation, cellular component: nucleosome; nucleus. Gene Ontology annotation, molecular function: structural constituent of chromatin; double-stranded DNA binding; nucleosomal DNA binding. Gene Ontology annotation, biological process: nucleosome assembly; negative regulation of DNA recombination; chromosome condensation. The transcript has a single exon.